AUGGAUGGAUUGUGUGAAAGAUAUGUAGAAGAGGUGAGUAAGCGAGAGGUAUUAGAAGGGUUCUUCUUUAUGUGCCGUCUCCUACCGGUUGGCGUCUUAACUUUGUCCACCGCUGUACGGAACAAGGAUCUGAUGCUAAUCCCAAACGCCAUCUUAAGUUCUUUAGCCAUGACGUGCGUCUGCCGGGUCUUCGUCAAACCUGGAUUUUACCUUGCAUUAUUAAUUGCAAUAUAUAUGCAAUACAGCCGCUUGUCUAUUUCUGACUCCACCUACCAUCAGUUGAGCAAACACAAGGCAAUGGCGUUGGCUACUGCUUCUGCCACGAUGGAGUCGUCACAGACCCUCAUCCAGUCGGAGUCCAGGGUACAGAGAAGUUACCAGGAGGUGCAGGUCACAGAGCAGAGGCAGGUUACCGAGCAGAGGCAGGUAACGGAGCGGUCCAUAAAGAAGAAGAGCAAGAGCAGGAGGCAUAAAGAUGAAGGAACCAUAUCUGUGUCAAAAAGCUCCGAGAAGAUAUACAAGAAGAUGAAGGCAGCGGCGGACGGGGAGUCGAACCCGCAAUGCGAGAAGUGUGCACGUCCCGUGUAUGCCAUGGAACGGAUUAAGGCGGAGCGGCGUGUGUGGCAUAAGGAAUGCUUUAGAUGCGUACAAUGCAAUAAACAACUCACAGUGGAGACAUAUCAAAGUGACCACACGACGUUGUACUGCAAGCCGCACUUCAAACAACUGUUCGAGCCGAAACCCGUCGAUGAAGAAGACACCACCGAUGCGACUCAGCCGAAGAAGCACCAGAUGAUCAUUUGUGAAAGUAACCCCGUGGAACUGCCACCAGAUGUCGUUAGAGCAUCAGACAAACCGGAUCUGGGUUUAGAAGAACUGUCUCAACUGGAUGUCAAGUCGCGUUUCGAAGUGUUCGAGAAGAAAAGCAAGACCAGCGAGGAACCGCUGCCAGCAGAACCUCGGGCACCAAGAGAGAAGAGCUCAGCUCUGCUCUCCAAACUUGCCAAGUUCAAAGCUAAAGGCAUGGAUAUCGGAGUGUCUGACGAGUCUCUGAACGGUGUACCGGUGGAGCAGAGCUCCAGUGAACCCGAGGAUGAAGAAGAUGAUGAAGACUCAGUACUUAGAAAAUCGUACAAGCACACGGCAAACAAAGAGCAACCAGUCUCGUUCUGUAACAUGAGCGAGAUAGUCGGCAAGUUUGAAACCGGCCAGCAUUCGUCCUCUGAGAGACACCGGGAGCGUAAGCAGGAAAUACAAAAUAUACGCAGUAGACUCUUCAUGGGCAAGCAAGCUAAAAUUAAAGAGAUGUACGAACAGUCAGUACUGCAAAGUGAACAAGGUGUGACGUCAGCAGAUAAAAUCGCUCGCGAACUCGAGUUAGACGCAGAGAAGUCGCGGGCUAUCAAGCAACGCUUCGAGAACGGAGAAGUGUUCAAUGAUGAGAAUCAACCGCCCAAGAGCAGGGAAAUUGACGACCGUACACUCUUCAACGAAGGUAUUGGCAAGAAAUCUCGCUCUAUAUUCUUGGAGCUGGAUGCUAACGCCAAGAACAUGUCACCCACUUCCCCACCACCACAAGAACCGCCCAAACGGAAGGAACUGGCUUUCGUGCCUAAGGAUGUGGUUCGCGCGGCAGAUAAGAUAGAAGAGGUGCAGAUCGAAACUGCUGACAUCUCUGACCGGUUCAAGUUCUUCGAGACUUACAAACCGGAGACCAAACGCAAGGAGUUCCGCAUGACGCCGCCCAGGCAGACUCAGCGUCCAAAGUCACCCUCGCCUGAAGUAUACCACGAGCCAAGUGUGGUCCGCAGCGAUGAGCCAGCAGUCGACACUGGCCUUGCAGCCGACCGCCACACUGCUUCCAGGAUGAUCUCCGUCUUCCGCCAGAUGGAGGAGCAGCUCCACAAACAAGAAGAAAACCAGGGCCCAAAACCACUAAAGCGGUUUACUCCCCCACCACCCGGAGAAAACAACCGUCACGUAGACUCCUCAGAGGAGGAAUAUAGCUCCGAGGAGUACGAGGAAGACAGCGAGGACGAGCGGAGGAGACUCUACCUCGAGGCGAGGCAGCGCGACGAGGCGCUCAAACAGGCUCAGCAAUUGGCACGCACGACAAGUUUCCGCGACCGAUUCGAGAACUGGCCUGAUGCGGAGCAGCGAACACCACCCGCCGCCCGCCUGCAGCCAGACCUCAGAGAACGGAUGGAGGCCCGGGAUGACGACGAGGAUGGUGAAUCCCAGUUGGAGACCGCCAAGAGUCUACGCGAGAAAUUUGAAAACAUGAAAGUGCAGCAGACUACCGUGACGAAAGCCUUUGUGCCAAAAGUUAAUAGAUUUGUGUGACCGCGCCGCCGCGCCGACUUCCCACAAACCAUCAAUUACCAAAGCGUUUUAACCCUUCAAGUUGUAAAAUUAACAUGACUUGCCUUUAUAUAAUCUUAAAUAAUAAUUAAGAAAUGGUUGUAAUCCCCGAAUUUUGACGAAUAUUAUUUAGAUAUAUUAAUAUUUAUUUGUAUAGGACUGAUAGUUGUUGCAUUUUAUGGAACAAGUGCCUUACGCGUGCAAUUGUAUUGAAAUUAUAGAAUUUGUUGUUCGACAACUUUAUAUUCUUACAUUAUAUUUAUAUCAUGUUUUAACUUGAACAUAAAACUGCGAAUUUGACAUGAAUUAAGGAUUAUUUACACUGUUAUAUAUAUAAGAAAUAUUUUAUAUUAGCUUAAGGAUGAUCUUUUUAUACUUAUACAACUUAGGACUCCAAAAUUUACAAUCGAAAUUAACGAAUUUAGAAUUCUAUAUAUAAUCAGAUGUAUCGAAAUAUGGUCAUAUAUAUAUAUGGCUAUUUUUGUGUGUACAUCAAUUUAAUUAAAUAAUCUUGUUAUUAUAUGAUGUUCACACCUAAUUGAAAUUAUUAAUA
Achroia grisella is the source of this 2914-nucleotide messenger RNA. RefSeq lists its product as uncharacterized. Bases 1 to 2343 code for a protein of 780 amino acids. Gene Ontology annotation, cellular component: actin cytoskeleton; plasma membrane. Lineage: Eukaryota; Metazoa; Arthropoda; Insecta; Lepidoptera; Pyralidae. Gene Ontology annotation, molecular function: actin filament binding. Gene Ontology annotation, biological process: actin filament bundle assembly. The transcript is spliced from 18 exons. The record is from RefSeq and is a predicted model, not a curated record.